UCAUAGUUCUAUAGGCCAAGAAGAAGGAGCGUCAUGAUGGAGGCGGCUGGUGGCUAAAGUAACCAACCUGCUUAAAUUCGAGUUUAUUAAAGUCUGAGCCCUUCAUGUUUCUCCAGUUAAAAGCGUAACGGGGGGAUUUAGCCCCUACAUGACAGCCAGAUAGCUCCCUCUGCUGUAAAGACAGUUGGUUCACCUGGUCACCAUGGCGACGGACAUCGGCUCGCCGCAGCGGUUCUUCCACAUGCCGCGCUUCCAGCACCAGGCGCCGCGGCAGGUGUUCUACAAGAGGCCGGACUUUGCCCAGCAGCAGGCCAUGCAGCAGCUCACCUUCGACGGGAAGCGCAUGAGGAAGGCCGUCAACCGCAAGACCAUCGACUACAACCCCUCCGUCAUCCGAUACCUGGAGAACCGCCUGUGGCAGCGAGACAGCCGGGACUUCAGAGCCAUCCAGCCCGACGCAGGAUGCUACAAUGAUCUCGUUCCUCCUGUCGGAAUGCUCAACAACCCAAUGAACGCCGUCACCACCAAGUUCGUCCGCACCUCCACCAACAAAGUCAAGUGUCCCGUGUUCGUCAUCAGGUGGACUCCUGAAGGCCGCCGGCUGGUGACCGGAGCCUCCAGUGGAGAGUUCACCCUGUGGAACGGACUCACCUUCAACUUUGAGACCAUUUUACAGGCUCACGACAGUCCGGUCCGAGCCAUGACCUGGUCUCAUAACGACAUGUGGAUGCUGACGGCGGACCACGGCGGCUACGUCAAGUACUGGCAGUCCAACAUGAACAACGUCAAGAUGUUCCAGGCUCACAAGGAGGCCAUUAGAGAAGCCAGUUUCUCUCCUACAGAUAAUAAGUUUGCCACCUGUUCGGACGACGGCACAGUUCGAAUCUGGGACUUCCUGCGCUGCCACGAGGAGAGGAUCCUCCGAGGUCACGGUGCUGAUGUGAAAUGUGUGGACUGGCAUCCAACCAAAGGCCUGGUGGUUUCGGGCAGUAAAGACAGCCAGCAGCCCAUCAAGUUCUGGGACCCCAAGACGGGACAGAGUCUGGCCACGCUCCACGCCCAUAAGAACACUGUGAUGGAGGUGAAGUGGAACCUGAAUGGAAACUGGCUGCUGACGGCAUCCCGAGACCACCUGUGUAAGCUGUUCGACAUCAGGAACCUGAAGGAGGAGCUGCAGGUGUUCAGGGGGCACAAGAAGGAGGCUACAGCGGUGGCCUGGCAUCCGGUUCACGAGGGUCUGUUCGCCAGCGGAGGCUCCGACGGCUCGCUGCUCUUCUGGCACACUGGGGUGGAGAAGGAGGUCGGGGGCAUGGAGAUGGCUCAUGAGGGGAUGAUCUGGAGUCUGGCCUGGCACCCGCUGGGUCACAUCCUCUGCUCCGGCUCCAACGACCACACCAGUAAGUUCUGGACGAGGAAUCGACCGGGAGAUAAGAUGAGGGACCGUUACAACCUGAACCUGCUGCCCGGCAUGUCAGAGGACGGCGUGGAGUACGAUGACGUGGAGCCGAACAGUGUGGCCGCCAUCCCCGGCAUGGGCAUCCCCGAGCAGCUGAAGGCCGCCAUGGAGCAGGAGCAGAGCAAUAAAGAGGUGGCCCCUGAGGUGGAGAUGUCCAUCCCCGGUCUGGAUUGGGGCAUGGAUGAGGUCAUGGGCAAGGACGCCAAGAAGGUUCCUCAGAAGAAAGUCCCGUACGCCAAACCCAUCCCAGCACAGUUUCAGCAGGCCUGGGCUGAGAACAAAGUUCCCAUGAUGCCUCCUUCUGGAGAGCUGUCCAAAGACCGGAAGGUGGAGCAGAAGGUGGAUCUGAAGAAGAGGACUCAGGCGGAGAUUGAGCAGGAGAUGGCGGCUCUGCAGUACACCAACCCCAUGCUGUUGGAGCAGAUGAAGAUGGACCGAAUGAACCAGAUGGGCUCGGACGGGAACAUGGGCCCCCCACAAGGACAAGGCUCUGGGCCCCCCUUCGCCGGCCCCGGAGGUCCUGGUGGCCCCAUGGCUCCUGGCCAGCAGGGCUUUCCUUCCAACAUGCCUCCGCAGCAGAUGUCCAACAACAUGGGUCCCCCCAUGCAGCCUCCGUUCAUGGGACCAGCCUCUGGGCCACAGUCUCACCAGGGGCCUCCUCAGGGCAUGAUGGGGCCACCAGACAUGCAAGGCUCCCAAGGCAUGCAGAGACAUCAAGGCCCUCCAAGAAAUAUGGGUCCCCAAGGACCUCACGGCAUGGGACCCAGAGGGAUGCAGGGGCCCCCUGGGGGGAUGAUGGGGCCCCCUCCCAGAGGAAUGGGUCCAAGGGAUUCUCAAGGGCCUCCAUCCCAGGGAGGCAUGAUGCCUCCUCAGGGGAACAUGAUGGGCCCCCAGGGUCCAAUGCAGGGUGGGAUGAUGGGCCCCCCUUCCAGGACACAUGGCAAUAUGGCCAACAACUAUGGGAUGGGCAACAUGCAGGGGCCCCCAGGUAACAUGCAGGGACCUCAUGGAAAUAUGCAGGGGCCCCCUGGAAACAUGCAAGGACCCCAUGGAAACAUGCAGGGGGGCCCUGGAAACAUGCAAGGACCUCAUGGAAACAUGCAAGGACCCCAUGGAAACAUGCAGGGGGGGCCUGGAAACAUGCAAGGACCCCAUGGAAACAUGCAGGGGCCUCCAGGCAACAUGCAGGGCCCCCCCUUUAUGCAGCAUCAGGGGCAGAAUUCGGGGCCCAUGAUGCACGGGAUGGGUCAGCAGGGGCCAAACAGCAAAGGUGACCAUCGGGGACAACCACCCAAUCACCACAUGGGUCCCCCGGACCGGCAGGGCCCCGGAGGACCCGAGCAAGGCUCGGGGCCGUACUGGGGUGACAAUCAGCAGGGCCGACACGGGCCGCAGGACUACGACGGAGGCCAGGACUUCCACAACAGAGGAGAUGAGGGCUGGAGGUCUGGACCCGGGUACCAAGGGGGAGGAGGAGGAGGAGGAGGGGGUCACCGAGGGGGAGGACACCGAGGUGGAGGGAGCGGAGGGAACUGGGGGUCCAACGACAGGUUCAAUGAUGGAGAGUUCAGAGGACGGAGGGACGACAGGUUCAGAGGCGGGGGUCCUGGCCGACCUGGAGGUCGAGGCUACGAUGACUACAGUGGUCAAGAGGAAGGUUACGAUGGUUCGGAGGAGAUGGGCCGGGGCUGGGACGGCGGGGGCCGGGGGAGGCCCAUGCGGGGGGGAGGUCCGCCCAGAGGAGGAGGACAUGACAGCUAUCGAGACGGGCAGCAGAUGCAUGAUGGGUCGUCCAUGUCCGGGCGGGAUCGGCCUUCGUCCAUGCAGGGGAUGGACAUGGCGUCCCUGCCUCCGCGCAAGCGCCCGUGGCAGGACGGUCCAGGAACGGGAGACUCCCGAGACCGAGAGUCAGGAGGACCCGACGGAGGCCGUUCCUCUCAGAGAGACGAUGGCGGUUACGGGUCCGGGCGUGGCGGCCGAGGCGGGUGGGGUCCCGGAGGAGGAAUGGGGCCGGGCAACCGGAGAGGAGGACCGCCACCAAGAGGAGCACCCAGGGGGGGCGUGCGGGGCCGGUAGUCCUGAAAGGAGACCCCUCUCCUGCUGGUUCCUCCACAGACUCUCCACGCUCGGGUCUGUGGCGCUGUGAAGAACGCUGCUCUCUGAUUGGUCCGUGGUGACGGCGCAGCCCACACCUGAGCCGACAGGUCAAAGAGACGUUGGUGUAAAAUACUGUAGAGAAUCAUCGUCGCCGUUUGUAUCUGCGUCUUUUAUUCCACUUCGUCUUGAGCUUUGUAUCAGAUUUCUAUGUUUUUGUGUAUUCACCGAUUCCACCGAGGUUGACAAUAAAGAUUCUCACUUCAAACUGUAAUCGCAGGACAGCAGGUGUCCUCUUUUUUUCCUCUAAAGAAAAGAGGGAAAUCGUAAAAUGCACCCAGGCUCCGCCCUCCGGGUCGGCCCCGCCCACCACGCUGCAGGAGCCCAUCAUGUUCUCAUGAGCCUGACCCUUUAACAGCAGGAUGUUGUUUUGUUCUGAAUGUUCCAAUAAAGAUUGUAUAUUUCUGGUGUGAAUUGAAAACCUGA
Molecule: messenger RNA, 4036 nt
Organism: Salarias fasciatus (jewelled blenny)
Lineage: Eukaryota; Metazoa; Chordata; Actinopteri; Blenniiformes; Blenniidae
Gene: wdr33
Product: WD repeat domain 33
Exons: 21
Coding region: 203-3532 (1109 amino acids)
Biological process (GO): mRNA 3'-end processing
Cellular component (GO): mRNA cleavage and polyadenylation specificity factor complex
Molecular function (GO): protein binding
Source: RefSeq, a predicted model, not a curated record